Molecule: messenger RNA, 384 nt
Organism: Truncatella angustata
Lineage: Eukaryota; Fungi; Ascomycota; Sordariomycetes; Amphisphaeriales; Sporocadaceae
Exons: 1
Coding region: 1-384 (127 amino acids)
Source: RefSeq, a predicted model, not a curated record
AUGCGAAUUGGGAAAACUCAUCCGAGACCCACUCUCACCGCAUCGAGUUUUGCGCAGUGGACAUCUACAUCUCAGAUAGAGAAGGGCUAUGUAACGGACUCAGAGCCAGACCAAUCGGCAGACUGCCUUCUAUCAAUGAAGGCCCCUGACCGAGUCCUCUACGACAACCCUAUGCCCCUGCAAGAAUUCUCUGCCCUUCGAGAUUUCUCCGGAGAAAACGUAGCAUACCUGACCCGAGUAGCAAAUUGGCGGGCCUCAUGGCCGACGGACCCGAAGGAGGACGAAGUGUGGGACCAGUUCACCCAGGCCCUCGGGAUCUACACAGAUCUGAUCAGCCCUCGUGAUGCCGAAUUCUCAAUCAAUCUCUCGUCACAGGAACUCUGA